Molecule: messenger RNA, 2306 nt
Organism: Epinephelus lanceolatus (giant grouper)
Lineage: Eukaryota; Metazoa; Chordata; Actinopteri; Perciformes; Serranidae
Gene: aldh7a1
Product: aldehyde dehydrogenase 7 family, member A1
Molecular function (GO): aldehyde dehydrogenase (NAD+) activity
Source: RefSeq, a predicted model, not a curated record
CAGCUCUGACGGAAACAUCAAGUACUUCCAUGCUCUGGAGUGGACGUGGCCCACCGCACUUUAUAUCAACCACCCAUGCAGCGUUGCCUCACCCUGACCUUCGCCCGGCACAGCAGGCUUCUCUUGAGAAAUAAAUUUGCACCCAUCCACUGCCGGCAAUCAGCAGCCAUGUCAAGUCUCCUUAUCAACCAACCCAAAUACUCCUGGCUCAAAGAGCUGGGCCUGUCUGAGGACAACCCAGGUGUUUACAACGGGAGCUGGGGAGGGAGCGGGGAGGUCGUCACGUCAUACUGUCCCGCCAACAAUCAGCCAAUUGCCAGGGUAACCCAGGCAACCAUGGCGGAGUAUGAAGAAACUGUCCAGAAGGCUAGGGAGGCUUGGAAGAUGUGGGCAGAUAUUCCUGCACCCAAAAGAGGGGAGAUUGUGAGGCAGAUUGGAGAUGCACUUAGAAAGAAGAUUAAUGUUCUCGGGAGCCUGGUGUCUUUAGAAAUGGGCAAGAUCUAUGUUGAGGGAGUGGGAGAGGUUCAGGAGUAUGUUGAUGUCUGUGAUUACGCAGUUGGUCUGUCUAGAAUGAUUGGCGGGCCCAUGCUGCCUUCAGAGAGACCAGGCCAUGCCCUGAUCGAACAGUGGAACCCAGUUGGACUUGUUGGCAUCAUCACUGCCUUUAACUUCCCUGUGGCUGUCUACGGCUGGAACAAUGCCAUCGCUCUGACCUGCGGCAACGUCUGCCUCUGGAAGGGAGCUCCAACCACACCUCUCACAAGUGUUGCAGUUACCAGGAUCGUGGCCGAGGUGCUGGAGCAUAACAACCUGCCUGGUGCUAUCUGCUCCAUGACCUGUGGUGGCGCUGAUAUCGGCACAGCCAUGGCGAAGGAUGAGCGGGUGGAUCUGCUGUCAUUCACCGGCAGCACCCAUGUUGGCAAGAUGGUGGCUAUGAUGGUGCAGGAAAGAUUCGGUCGCAAGCUGCUGGAGCUCGGUGGAAACAACGCUAUCAUCGUAUUUGAGGAUGCUGACUUGAAUCUUGUGGUGCCCUCAGCUGUCUUUGCAUCUGUGGGAACCGCUGGCCAACGCUGCACUACAACCAGGAGGCUCAUGCUGCAUGACAGUGUUCAUGACACAGUGGUUGAGAGGGUCGCCAAGGCCUACAAACAAGUCCGCAUCGGAGACCCCUGGGAUCCCACUACCCUUUAUGGGCCUCUGCACACCAAACAAGCUGUGGAUCAGUAUCUGGCAGCCAUUGAGCAGGCCAAGAAGCAGGGUGGCACUGUGGUCUGCGGAGGAAAGGUGAUGGACCGUCCUGGAAACUACGUGGAGCCCACCAUCAUCACAGGGCUGGCUCACGAUGCGUCCAUUGUACACACCGAGACCUUUGUCCCCAUACUGUACGUGCUCAAGUUCAAGUCAGAAGAGGAGGCGUUUGCCUGGAACAACGAGGUCCAGCAGGGCUUGUCCAGCAGCAUCUUCACUAAAGAUAUGGGUCGGGUUUUCCGCUGGCUUGGGCCCAAAGGAUCCGACUGCGGCAUUGUGAAUGUCAACAUUCCUACAAGCGGAGCUGAGAUCGGAGGAGCCUUUGGUGGAGAGAAACACACAGGAGGUGGAAGAGAGUCUGGCAGCGACUCAUGGAAGCAGUACAUGAGGCGUUCAACCUGCACGAUAAACUACAGCAAAGAUCUUCCUCUGGCCCAGGGAAUCAAGUUUGAGUGAAGUCUUCAGGUGAUUUGUUAAAUAAGCAUUCAAUGAGCCCAAAAGGACAACACUGAAUGUUUUAGAGACAGUGUUGCCUAGCAAAUGCAAGACAUUUGUCUUUGCAUUUUUUGCAUCCAGAAAGGUCAGUCUGAUUUAUAACAAAAUUUGAAAUAAUUUUGGAGCAGUUUAAUUUUUCCUGUACCAAAUUUAUGUCUGAGGUUGUUGCAUCGGAUAUUAGCGUUGGUUUGAAAAAAGUUUGGUGUUAAAGGUCAGAUACUGUUUGCCCAAAUGUUGGUGUGCACUUUUCUACAAGCACUUAGAAAGUGAGUUUAAGUGUUAGAUGACUGUACCAGAUACUUUAUACUGUACAAAAAAUAAAUCUUAGCUUAUUUUGAAAGAAAAAACUGGAGUGGACAUUCAUGUCUAGAUUAAAUCAUCAUAGCGCAAAUGACAAUUCAAACAAGACUGCUUAAAAUCUUGUUAACAGCAUGUAGAGGUUAAAAGAAGGUAGCUUUUUAAAACACUGCCUGUUUGCAUCUCUCUGACAGCAUUAAUAUACUGUACUUUGCAUCUCAAGCACUGUGCUUUCAUGACAAUAAAUAAAAGGUUUCAUGUUCACA